Molecule: messenger RNA, 1769 nt
Organism: Sinocyclocheilus grahami
Lineage: Eukaryota; Metazoa; Chordata; Actinopteri; Cypriniformes; Cyprinidae
Gene: ankrd13c
Product: ankyrin repeat domain 13C
Exons: 8
Biological process (GO): protein retention in ER lumen
Cellular component (GO): cytoplasm
Molecular function (GO): signaling receptor binding
Source: RefSeq, a predicted model, not a curated record
CCUUGAUCUGCUCUUUCUCUCCUCCUCAGAAUGUGCCCAUCUGCUGCUGGCCCAUAAUGCACCAGUGAAGGUGAAAAACGCUCAGGGAUGGAGCCCACUCGCCGAGGCCAUCAGCUACGGGGACCGACAGAUGAGUACGCUGGGUGAUUUCUAUCUGGAGCUGCACUGGGAUUUCCAGAGCUGGGUGCCUUUACUCUCACGGAUUUUACCCUCCGACGCCUGCAAGAUCUACAAACAGGGCAUCAACAUCCGUUUGGACACUACACUGAUCGACUUCACCGAUAUGAAGUGUCAGCGAGGAGACCUGAGCUUCAUCUUCUGUGGAGACGCCGCUCCCUCCGAGUCCUUCGUGGUUCUGGACAACGAGCAGAAGGUUUAUCAGAGGAUUCAUCACGAGGCACGUGCUCCUUCAGGACACACACCGGUGAGGCGUCAGUCGCUGACCGCUCCGUCUCCGAACACUAUCUCCUGGGAGGAGUACAUCACCGCCGAGACGGGAAAGGCUCCUCAUCUGGGCCGAGAGCUGGUGUGCAAAGAGAGCAAGAAGAACUUCAAAGCAACUGUAGCCAUGAGUCAGGACUUUCCUCUGAGCAUCGAGUCGCUGUUAAAUGUUUUGGAGAUCAUCGCACCCUUCAAGCACUUUAAUAAACUCAGAGAAUUUGUUCAGAUGAAACUUCCGCCUGGAUUUCCUGUCAAACUAGACAUCCCCGUUUUCCCCACCAUCACUGCCACCGUCACCUUUCAGGAGUUCCGCUACGACCAGUUCCACGACUCCAUUUUUACAAUUCCCAACGACUACAAGGAGGAUCCCAGCCGCUUCCCAGACCUCUGAGCCGCUCGGCGUCUCCCUCUCCUCCCGGCCACACCAGCAGAUGGAGAGGUGUAGGAAACACUCGAUCAUGUGGACACAGAGGGAUCGUGCUGAAGUGAGUGAACCACUACAUGAUGAAGCUCUGGACUGAGCUCUCGCCAGAGACACGGAGCGCCGCUUCACAUCUCCUCUGUAACGGGCAGGAAUACGGCAUUAUAAAUUAUUACACAAGCCACGUUUUCAUCUAUAUCUUUAUUACAAACUUACUUCACUUAAAGGAAACGUGCAUAUUUAGGAAAGAAGUGGAUGGCGAUUGUAUAGGAUUGGAAAGCAAUGUAUAUGUCAUUUCUACACUUUCUUUGUGUAAAUACCACUUCCUUCUCCAGUUCUUCUGCUUGUUGCAUUAUGGGAAACGGGCUUGUUCACUAUCCUUCACUGUGCUUUUGCUUUCUCGCAUCCUAGCGUUCACGGACCGGAUGCAAAUGUAGAAGUGUUUCACUUUAUUUUCACCUUGAUAGAUGGAUGUAAAUACAUUCGGAUUUAAAGAUGUUUUCCAGUGUAGGAUAACUGACAUGCAUUAUUGAGAUAUUAGUGUAAAAUGUUACGGCGGCGAGUGUUUUAUAUGUGUGUUUGCACCAGCAAUACCCCCCAUUGGACAGUUUCCACUUUAAUGUCUUUUAUGUUUAGUUUUUCCUUCUCCGAAACGAGCUGCAACGCUUCCACGACCCACUACUGGCUAGUGUGGAAACUCGCUGUAUUCCUUUUUUAUUUUUGUUACCGGCUUCUUCUCCCUGUGUUUAAUGACGUUAGAUACUCUUCAGAUUUGCUCCCAGAUGCAUUGAGCUCCCGGAUGUUCAGCAGGAACCUUGUAUGAACCUGCUGCACUUUUACAUGACAAAUUCUAAUUAAUAAAAUGUCCACGUAUCAGUCUCUUGUGGGGAUUUGUUUUGGUCCGAUG